Alligator sinensis (Chinese alligator) is the source of this 5646-nucleotide messenger RNA. RefSeq names its product calcium voltage-gated channel auxiliary subunit beta 1 (gene CACNB1). Gene Ontology annotation, cellular component: voltage-gated calcium channel complex. Gene Ontology annotation, molecular function: protein binding; high voltage-gated calcium channel activity. The transcript has 14 exons. The record is from RefSeq and is a predicted model, not a curated record. Gene Ontology annotation, biological process: chemical synaptic transmission; calcium ion transmembrane transport; neuromuscular junction development. NCBI's taxonomy places the organism in Eukaryota, Metazoa, Chordata, Crocodylia, Alligatoridae. The coding region runs from base 117 to 1928 and encodes 603 amino acids.
CCCGGCAGGUUGCGAAUGUCGCACUCUCAGUGUAACCUGAGCCCCAUCAGCCCAGCAGCAGGGCAGAGCCGCCCCUGCUGCCCACUCGCACCCAGGGCCCAGCCAGCACCAGCAGCAUGGAGACACCCAGCAAAGACCACCGCAUUGUCCUGGGCUCUGCGGAGUCCUACACCAGCCGUCCCUCAGACUCGGAUGUGUCCCUGGAGGAGGAUCGUGAAGCUCUGCACAAGGAGGCUGAGCGCCAGGCCCUGGCACAACUGGAGAAGGCCAAGACCAAGCCAGUAGCAUUUGCAGUGAGGACAAAUGUGGGCUACAACCCAUCCCCUAAUGAUGACAUGCCAGUCCAGGGUAUGGCCAUCUCCUUUGAACCCAAAGACUUCCUGCAUAUCAAAGAGAAAUAUAACAAUGACUGGUGGAUCGGGCGCCUGGUGAAGGAGGGCUGUGAGGUGGGCUUCAUCCCCAGCCCUGUCAAACUGGAAAACAUGAGGAUGCUGCAGGAGCAAAAGAUGAGGCAAAACCGCCUCAGUUCAAGCAAAUCAGGGGACAACUCCAGCUCCAGCCUGGGAGAUGUGGUGACGGGGACCCGCAGACCCACCCCACCUGCCAGCGGUACUCUGGACAUGACUAACUUAGCUUAUGACCCUGAUGCCCUUGACUUAGAAGAUGAGGAGGCCGAAGGCCUGGAGAACCACCGCUCCCCUAAGACUAGCGUUAGCAGUGUCACCACACCCCCCUCCAAUGUCAAGCGCAUCCCCUUCUUUAAGAAGGCGGAGCACGUGCCUCCCUAUGACGUGGUACCCUCCAUGCGGCCAAUCAUACUUGUGGGGCCGUCUUUGAAGGGGUACGAGGUGACAGACAUGAUGCAGAAAGCUCUUUUUGACUUCCUGAAGCAUCGCUUCGAUGGCAGGAUCUCCAUCACGCGGGUGACAGCCGACAUCUCCCUGGCCAAGCGCUCCGUGCUGAAUAACCCCAGCAAACACACCAUCAUCGAACGCUCCAGCACGCGCUCCAGCCUGGAUGUCUUGGCUGAGGUGCAGAGUGAGAUUGAGCGCAUUUUCGAACUGGCCCGGACCCUGCAGCUUGUGGCUCUUGAUGCGGACACCAUCAACCACCCAGCCCAGCUAGCCAAGACCUCACUGGCCCCCAUCAUUGUGUACAUCAAGAUCACCUCCCCUAAGGUGCUCCAGAGACUGGUCAAGUCCCGGGGAAAGUCCCAGGCCAAACACCUGAAUGUGCAGAUGGUGGCAUCAGACAAACUGGCACAGUGCCCUCCUGAAAUGUUUGACAUCAUCCUGGAUGAGAACCAAUUGGAAGAUGCCUGUGAGCACCUGUCUGAGUAUCUGGAAGCCUAUUGGAAGGCCACGCAUCCACCCAGCAGCAACCCACCCAAUCCCCUCCUGAACCGCACCAUGGCUACUGCUGCCCUAGCUGCCAGUCCCGCCCCUGUCUCCAACCUCCAGGGCCCCUACCUAGUGCAUGGGGAGCAGACGUGUGAGGGGGAGCGUGCUAGCCUUCAUGACUACCCAGGGGAGCCGGCCACCCGCAGCCAGGGGCGUCCAGGCCAGCCCCAUGCUCGCCUAGUCAACCGUGGCCUAUCGCGCCAGGACACCUUCGACUCGGAGACCCAGGGCAGCCGUGACUCGGCCUACACAGAGCCGGGCGAUUCCUGCAUGGACAUGGAGACGGACCCCUACGAGGAGCCUGAAGCUGAGCCGCGCAGCACCCCUGGUGCCUACCACCGAGGGCUGGGCCGCCACCACCUCCACCUGCACCAGAGCUCCUGGGAUGAGGAUGAGCCAGAUCGGGAGAACCACAACCGGCAACCUCGGGGCAAGGGGCGAGACCACUACUGCCAGAACGAGGAGGAGGCCAUGGGCAUGAACAAGAAUGACAUGGAGGCCUGGGGGCGGGACGUGUACAUCCGCUAAAGCCGGGGCAUCUGCCUCAGCAGGAGAGGGAUGGUGUGCGGGGAUCUUCCCCUCCCCCCCCCAGGCCCCCUGACUAUGAGGCUUCCCUACUUUGGUUGUUUUGGGUUGGGGUGGCCCUUGCCUCCUUAACCAGGGCUGGCCUCAGAUUAUAUGGUGCCCCCAUCCAGCUUGGAUGAGGGCUCCCCUGCCUCCCCCCCACCCCAUAUGGGGCUCCCUUGCCAGCAGUGCCAUGGGGACCCCUUUGCCAAUGGUGACACAGGCCCCCCCAACUCAGCACCCAGAGGGGGCCCCUGCCAACACUCCUGGGGCCCCUCUCACCUCCUAUAAGAUUGUGAAUAUUCACCUCCACCUUAAGCCCCUCCUUGGCUCUGUGGGUCCCCUGGGUACCCAGAGAGGAGGGGCGCCCUGGCGUCCACUUUUGCCUCGGGCCAUCCCUGCCCCCAAAGGGAGUAAGUGACCAAAUGGAUCCAGCCAGCUCCCCUGCUGCCUGUCAUGGCCCUGCCCCAGUGGGUGGGAAGCCUAGAGCUGGGCACUGUCUGUCCCCACUCCCUGGGGAAGGAAAGCAUGUUCAACCCUGGUCUGUAACUAAUCACUUCUGGGGCUGUCUAGGGGGAUGGCCUUCCUCCAUCUUCCUCUUCCCCACCCCGGGCUCAGCUUCUCCCCAGUUUGCAUCCUUGCCCCAUCCCAUCGUAUUUCCAUGGUGCUCUUGACAACCCAGCUGAAGAGGGGAGCUGUGGCGCUACCCCUGGUUUCUUUAGAGAGUUCUGAUAGCUGUGGGGAGUCAGUCUCUGCCCAGCAAUGAGGAAUCUCCUCUUCUGUCCAGUGCCUACGAUUAUGUCUAGCCCUUUGUCCGUACAGACAGCCGUAACCCCAGCCAACGGUGCCAUAGCCUACCUCCCAUCAUGGCUUGACCUGUCUCUAUUCUCCAGUGCCUCAGCCUCCAGCCCCCCGUGGAUUUAUUUUACAUGCUAAACCACAACAGAUUUGGGGGUGGGGAUGCCUGCACUCCAGCCUGCAUGCGUGUGUGGUGUAUACUGCUGUGGGCGUGCCCCAGGCCGGGGUAUUGAGGGAAUGAAGGGGGCUAACCUGUUUGGAUCUAAUUGGACUCCUAGUUGAUCUGUACCGUGCUGACUCAAAGCAUGGAGGGGGAAGCUUGUGUGUGAUGCCAUAGGCUGGGCAUUCUUCUGGUGGGCUGAAGGGACUCUGCCGAGCGUGUCAGGGCAGUUCCAGGACAUCCCAGUCCCAUGUGACAUCAAAGCAAUCCCCCUUGCUGGGAGCAGUCAUCCUCACCAGUGGUCCUGCCUACUGCCUAAGGAGAGGAGGUGCCCUGUGAUGACAUCUUGGCCUGGGCUACCCUCUCCCUGGGGCACGGCCUGUUUGGUUUUCCCCUUCACAGAGCUGCUGUCAUCAGACUGCAGGUGCUUUGCAGGGUGCUUCCAUUUGAGGAGCUUGGGCUGAAAUGAAGGCAGGGAGACAGUUUCUGGCAGAACAGGCUAUUUUUGCAAAAUGGUCUAUGGCACCCUUUAGUGGGGGGGACGGGCUCUUCCAGAAGGGUGUUUAUACACUGUGCUCAGGGGGAACAUGCUUUAAUUAGAGCAGCUCCAAGAGCAGCUCCAGGAGCUCCAAGAGCUGCUCUAAUUAGAACACCCAGAGAGUCACAUGUGUCAGUGUCCCUGUGCUGAAAAAUGGCAGCAGGGGCACUUUAACUAAAGCCAUUUAGUUUCAAAACUAACUCGAAUGAGCUUCAGUUAAAUUGCCCCCGCCACCAUUUUUCAGUGCAGGGACACUGACAUACUUGACCAACUGCAGUCUGCUGGAGCUCACCAAUUACCACUCUGGCAGACUUGAUUAAUCAAGUCUGGAUUAAUCAAGUCUGCUCCAAUGCGCUGUAACUACACGUUGUAAUUACAGCAUGUUGGAGCAGCCUCACUGCAUAUGUAUAGGCACCUGAAAUGCCCCUGAGUGGGUGAGGGGGAGGGGAGAUCAUUUCUACACUGGGCUGGGGGGACAGGGGUGUCUAACGUGAGUGGUUUGUGUACUAAUGGCUUCCUCAGUCCUGGCCUGCCGUGUCACCUUGUGCCAUACUAGGGGCAACAGCCAAAGUACCCAGCCCCUUUGUUUAUGGGCCUCAGGUGGAGGGGUGGGAUUUUUACUUGGCCAAAACCUUCAGCGCCCCCCAGUCAUCUCCUCUCUCUGGGCCUGUAAUAUCUGCCCAGAACCCUCCAGACCUUUCCCCUCCCUGCCAGCUGGGACUCUGCCCCUUUCGCCCACCCCUGGUCUUGAGCAUGAGGAAUCUGGCUGGAUUGAGCCCAGAGAAGCUGUGCCUGACCUGUGACUUCCAGGCAGAGCUGCAUCCCUUACAUUCUGCCAAAACCUGGCUUUGGCCAACCUAAAAUGGUUGAGGCUGCCCAGUGCCCUUCCCCUCGUCUCCCCGCCCCCUUCUGGCUGCAGUUUCUGGGCAGUGCCUCUCUGACCGACAAGCAUUCAGUCCUUUGCUGCCCAUUCAUGCAGUACCUGCGUCCAUGUGUGCCAACGUGUGUCCGUCCAUCUCCGUGCCCCUUGGGAAUGGGCUGGAGGUGGUCUCAGCUGCUCCCCCUCCUUCACUGUGAAGUCUCUGGGUUUUGUCUGUCUGUACCCAUACCCUCUGCAGGGGCUGGCACCUCCCUGCUCGCCUGGCCUUGAGCGGUGGCUUUAUAGCCAGGGGCCCUGCCUCACCUUACUCUCCCUGGCAGGGUGUUAAGCUUUGCAUCUGGUUUCAGUGGGGGCCGAGACAGCCCCUGCUCUCAGGUACUGCUAGGAGCUUCCCCAGGGGAACUCAGGAGCUACUGCCUUUGACAAGAGCGAGGGGCCUUUCUAGACUAGUGCCGCUCUGUCCUGGGUGGGGAGAAGGGGUGGUAGUGGCUGUCUUCCCCAUGGAGGCUGCUUGAUGGGUUCCAGCCAGGCAACUUAGCUGCUACAACGGGAUGGCGAUGCCAGAUUUCUACACCCACCUCUAUCGUGGAGUCAGGUCACUCUCCCCAUGUGUGUGCCUCGUCCUCCCCGUCCGUGAACCCCGGGGCUAACGAGCACCCCUCUGUUAAGUGCUUUGAGACCUGCAAGCUCCAGCCACCUCAAUGUGUUGUAACCACCACGUGUCACAGCUGUCUCUAUGCUGCUGCCCCACACCUCACAACUGCCACGGGCCUUCCUGCUGCCAGGCCAAGGAGUAGAGAAUCCCCCUCAGCAAGGCAGGGUCUAGGACAUGCCCAUGGCCAAGUCUGCUUUCAGCCAGCAGGGGGCAGCAGGGUGGGGGAGGGCCAGAAAGGUGUCUUCAACACGGCCCUAGCCUUUUUGCAAAGCAACUUUAAAGGAAAGAGAUGUCCUGUAUUUCCGUCAUUUAACAAACUAUUUAAAAGAAGUGUAUUUUAUUUAUUUAUUAUUGUUUGUUGAGGGAAGGGGGGAAAUAUUAUCCCAUUUGCUUGAUUCUUUGUAAUAAAUAUUUCACUGAGAACUCUGACAGUGGCUCCACGAGGGGUGUGUGAUUACUGGCCCCAUGUGUUUCAUGGUUGGGGUAGGGGGUUGGUGCCUUUUCCAUGGUCACAUCUUGCCUCUCUCCAGUACAGUCUAUUUGGGGUUGGUUCUCUGUAAAUCAAUGCAUGAGAGGCUGGCUCCCUUCUGCGUCUAGCCCUGAUCCGCUUCUGAUCUUGGGAAACCUCUGUUGUCCCUGCUGUGCAACUGU